CAUUCUUCUAUUGAACAGGUAAGUACAUAGACGUGUGUCUUACCGUCGCUAUACACCGUGGCGAAUCGGUACGUGCUUUCUUCGGGUUAUCUGGUGCUGGUUCGGUUGAUUCGACUCAAGAUCUUGGUUUUAUAGCUGCAAGAAAAGAAAUCAAUCCGAAAAUGAAAAAAGUUUUCGUACUCUUGUGUGCGGUGGUCGCCGUCAUGGGACGUAAAAGCAAGGUCCACGAGCAAAUGACCCAGAAGGAAAUUCAUUCCAUCUUCGGUAAAAACGCUGCUCUCGCAAAACCGGUACCAGAUUACGAGGUGGUCCCAGUGGCCCAUGCCCAGCACAAAAGAAGCGCCGAUCACCGCAUUGUCCGACUGACGAGCUUCGAACGAGACAUGACUCUCUACCUCGAGCCGACCGACAGUUUUCUCGCUGGAGUCGAUACCCCGGUCUUUAAGGCCAGAUCUAACACCAGUGCGCCGUCUGGAGUCGAAUACGAACGCGUUCACAAUGCGAUCAAGUCCGAGCACAACUUCUACCAAGACCCGGAGAACCUGGCCGCUCUGGUUAUCAAGGACGAGGAAGACGGCAAUGCCGCUAUCCACGGUGUGAUCGACGACUACGCGAUCCGUCCAUUACCGAAACGUCUGCGCAGCCAGUUCAGUAGGGAGAAGCGUCAAGCUCGCGAUGAAUUUUUGAAAUCCAAUCGCUCGGUAUACCAUCAGGAUCUCGAGGACACGCACCACCACGUCGUGUUCAAGCUCCCGAGCAGCGAGAAAGCCGAGGCGGGAAGCAAGGGACUACCCGUGAGGGAGAAACGCGCGGCUCGUAAGGCUAGUAAUGCUGUACCGGAUAUCAUUCAUCCUCAGGUGUUGGUUAUACUGGAGUCGACGUUGUUCGAUGUGUUCAAGCAGGACUUCGACAGCGUGGUGGACUACGUUCUUUCUUACUGGAAUGCGGUCGAUCUGAGGUACCGUGUCUUCCGGAGUCCAGAUGUGAGGCUGAACAUCGCUGCUAUCAUCCUGUCGGAGGAUCACAACGUCACGCCGUACAUAGCGAAGAAUCACGUGAACGUAACCGAAAAUGUGAAUAACAAGAUCGAAGUUACUACCGCUCUGAGAAACAAGUCGCAGUUCUUCUUCCCGGAGACCACCUAUAACGACGCUGAUAAGUCGAUGACGAUGAAGAGAUUAGGAGUCCUGUACGAUAUGGUCAUCACUAUGUCUCCCUACGACAUGUGUCAAUUCUCACCGCAUUGCUUGAAGGACGGAAAGUACGUGUGCCGUGUUAUGACGAACAGACUGAAUAAGGAAUGCAUCACUCUAGGAUACGCCUACUACACCGGCGCCUGCGCCUUCGACGGCGACGAGGGUCUCAUGGAAGCGGUAGGAAUCGUAGAGGAUCAGGGUGGCUUCAGUGGAAUCAUCCCAACCGCUCACGAAAUCGGUCACCUAAUGGGAGCUUCGCACAGUGCCACCAACGUAAACCAGUGUCCAGUCGACGACGGUUACAUCAUGUCCUACAAGCUGACGGUCAGCAACAAGAGCUUCAUAUGGUCCAACUGCAGCGAGUCGAGCAUCAAGAAGUUCCUCACCAACCUGGAAAGAGCGCAGUGUCUCUUCAACACCCCAGAGACGGUGAAGCCAGUCGCUCGCAUACUCCCGGGCAAGGUCUUCUCCAGAACUGAGCAGUGCGACAGGAUCAUGGGUACGCACUCCUGCGACCGAGCUCCCAAGGACAACGACUGCGUCCAGCUUUACUGUACCAAGCAGAACAGCAACGUCUGCAUGAUGGCACCUUACGCUGCGGUACCAGAAGGCACACCCUGUGGCACAGGAAUGCACUGCAUCAACGCCAGAUGCGUCAGCGAGGACGAGAGCACCGUCGAACUCGAGCUGGGAACCAAGCCACCGGUUGGUCGUCGAGGACGAUGGCGGCAAUAUAAACCUUCUUUUUUGCUUUCGUGAAACAAAAAACGAUCGCUACGUCGAUCGAACGUACGUGCAUGACUAAUGUUUAGUCAACAACUAUUGUAUACGAUGUUUACAAUAAACCUUUUAUCCUCCA
Messenger RNA from Nasonia vitripennis (jewel wasp), 2055 nucleotides. Its product is annotated as venom metalloproteinase 2-like. The record is from RefSeq and is a predicted model, not a curated record. The transcript has 14 exons. The coding region runs from base 162 to 1955 and encodes 597 amino acids. Gene Ontology annotation, molecular function: metalloendopeptidase activity. Lineage: Eukaryota; Metazoa; Arthropoda; Insecta; Hymenoptera; Pteromalidae. Gene Ontology annotation, biological process: proteolysis.